UAUUUAAGAAAAUUAAAUUUGUUAAAAUUAUGAAAAAAAUAAAGUGAACGUGCGCAAAAUUUCAUAAAGAAAAUUGUGAUCGAAAGAAAGCGCAGACGCAAAGGACGCCUACCACCCAAGUAAAAAUAGAAAAGCGCCGAAAAGUAAAUCCCGUCGACAAAAAAAAAGAAAAGGAAUAUCUAUACGAAAAGAUUGAAUAUAUUACAUACGUGCUUUCGAUUUUCCCGUUGAUAAUCAUCAAACAAUCAAGCAAACAAAAUGGGUUGCGCAGUUAGUACCGCGCGAGAUAAGGAGGCAAUUGAACGUUCCAAAAAUAUUGAUCGCGUUUUACGCGAAGAAGGUGAACGUGCCGCCUCUGAAGUGAAAUUACUACUUUUGGGGGCUGGCGAAUCGGGCAAAUCGACUAUAGUUAAACAAAUGAAAAUCAUUCAUGAAUCCGGUUAUUCGCCGGAUGAAUGCGAAGAAUAUCGCCGCGUAGUUUAUAGCAAUACCAUUCAAUCGUUAAUGGCUAUCAUACGUGCAAUGGGUCAUUUGAAAAUUGAUUUUGCCGAUCCUUCGAAAACCGAAAUUGCCCGUCAAUUUUUUACAUAUGCCUCCGCGGCCGAAGAGGGCAUCCUGCUACCUGAAUUGGUGGUGCUAAUGAAAAAACUCUGGACUGAUGCAGGUGUACAGCAAUCAUUUUCACGUUCGCGCGAAUAUCAAUUGAAUGAUUCGGCAGCUUAUUAUCUCAAUUCAUUGGAUCGCAUAUCACAACCGAAUUACGUACCAACACAGCAGGAUGUAUUGCGCACGCGUGUCAAGACCACAGGCAUUGUUGAGACGCAUUUUAAAUGCAAAGGUUUACACUUUAAAAUGUUUGAUGUUGGCGGUCAACGUUCGGAACGCAAAAAAUGGAUACAUUGUUUUGAAUGCGUCACAGCAAUAAUAUUCUGUGUAGCUUUAUCAGGUUAUGAUUUGGUGUUGGCUGAAGAUGAGGAAAUGAAUCGUAUGAUUGAAUCUUUGAAACUGUUCGAUUCUAUAUGUAAUUCCAAAUGGUUUGUGGAGACAUCGAUUAUAUUAUUCUUAAAUAAAAAAGAUUUGUUCGAAGAGAAAAUUAAAAGAUCUCCUUUAACCAUUUGUUUUCCAGAAUACACAGGUUCCAAUAGUUUUGAGGAAGCUGCCAGUUAUAUAAGAAUGAAAUUUGAAAGUCUUAAUAAGCGUAAAGAUCAGAAGGAAAUCUAUACGCAUUUCACCUGUGCCACCGAUACCAAUAACGUACAAUUUGUUUUCGAUGCCGUCACCGAUGUCAUCAUUAAAAACAAUCUUAAAGAUUGUGGUCUGUUUUAGAAUUUCUUCUUUUUAUUUUUUUUUUUUUUUUUAUUUUUUUUUUAUAUCUCCUUCGCAAAUUCAACUUAUUCCACAUAUUAACUGACGUGCAUGUAAUUAUGUACAGCCAAUUUUUACUUUUAUUACGAAUACGCACACUAAACCAUUUAACCUCUAUGAGCACGGUUGAUGAUGAUUAUUGCAAUCGUGAAAUAACAACAACAAUACAUAACGCAACACAAACAUUUCCAUUUAUAUAUACAAAUGCGCUUAAGUUGAAUUUCAUUUGUCUUUCAAUGAAUUUCUGUUUAUUGUGCUUUAUUCUUGAUUUUUUGGUAUUUGAUAACAACAUAUAUAUAUAUAUAU
Molecule: messenger RNA, 1671 nt
Organism: Glossina fuscipes
Lineage: Eukaryota; Metazoa; Arthropoda; Insecta; Diptera; Glossinidae
Gene: Galphai
Product: G protein alpha i subunit
Exons: 5
Coding region: 259-1326 (355 amino acids)
Biological process (GO): adenylate cyclase-modulating G protein-coupled receptor signaling pathway
Cellular component (GO): heterotrimeric G-protein complex
Molecular function (GO): GTPase activity; G protein-coupled receptor binding; G-protein beta/gamma-subunit complex binding
Source: RefSeq, a predicted model, not a curated record